CAAAGAAUGGGUAAGCCUAGAUAUAAAAGCAUAAUCUGCUCAUAACGUUUGAUUCUUAGUUAGAGCGUCUGCAGCUAAUAUUUUCUCACAGUAAGACUUUGGGACGCCAUGUUUAGUAGUACCAUAUACGACUUCUUCGCAGCUAAUUCUAUCGGAAAGUAUCUGCUUGAACAUGAGCAUCAGAGUUACUGUAUAGUGGUUGGAUAUGUCCUUUUUGUGAUCUGGUUAGGCCCAUCUUGGAUGAGGACCCGGAAACCGUUCGAUUUAAAAAUACCCAUGAUUCUAUACAGUUUUAUCAUGUCAGCCUUAAAUUUUGUUUUGAUGAUUCAAGUGUAUCAACACCUUGCUGAUACCUGGGAUGUGAGAUGCAGCAAAGAUGCACCAUUAUAUCAACAAAAGAUGCAAGAUAGAAUGUUUAUACCAUGGAAUGCGAUUUUUGAAAAACAUUUCGCAUUUUUUGAUACGAUUUUUUUCAUGUUGCGGAAGAAACAAAAUCAGCUAACAUUUCUUCAUGUUUACCAUCACACCGUCACGUGUUUAGUUGUUCUCUGGUUUGCAGUAACUCAAGACCUAACGUUCUUUGUUCUUACCAACAUGCUUCUGAAUUCGUUUGUGCACGUCAUCAUGUACUUUUAUUAUGGCUUAUCAGCUUUCGGGAAGUCAAUGCAGAAAUAUUUGUGGUGGAAAAGAUAUCUAACAAUAAUACAAAUUGUUCAAUUUUUGCUGAUGCUUUCCUGGGCAUUGAUAACCUUUGGUAGCGGUUGCGAGAAAAUUACGAACCUGCAGUCUGCUUAUUCUAUUUAUAUCAUCACUAUUCUUGCCCUCUUCAUCAAUUUUUAUAGAAAAUCAUUCAAGAGAAUGAAGACUGAAUGACACACCAAUAAACAAAUUGCUAGAUUAAAUUAAUCAUUGACAAAAACUUAUUCGUUUCUUUAAAUAAAUUCUUUCUAAAUAUUUUUAUUCUGUUUUCAUUAGAGUUUAUUCCAUACAAGUUUAAAUAAAUUCUUUGAGUUCAUUUCAAUGAAAUCAUUUAGAUAUGGUUUCUUGUAAAUGAUUACAUCAAAUAAUCAGACAUUAAACUUGUGCUUUUAAUUUGUCUUACAUAUGUUCUGUUCAUUGCAUUCAUGAAUCUACCUAUUGGAGACCAAUCCCAUAACUUAAUGGCACAAUUAAAAACGCAGAUGAUCUAGCUUAUCUGUCAUAUAAAUUUCACAAAACUGUAACUUUAAUUUUUUAUACGCCAUGAAAUCUACG
This is a messenger RNA of Argiope bruennichi, 1254 nucleotides long. Its product is annotated as elongation of very long chain fatty acids protein 4-like. The record is from RefSeq and is a predicted model, not a curated record. Bases 109 to 873 code for a protein of 254 amino acids. NCBI's taxonomy places the organism in Eukaryota, Metazoa, Arthropoda, Arachnida, Araneae, Araneidae. Gene Ontology annotation, molecular function: fatty acid elongase activity. Gene Ontology annotation, cellular component: endoplasmic reticulum membrane. Gene Ontology annotation, biological process: fatty acid elongation, monounsaturated fatty acid; fatty acid elongation, polyunsaturated fatty acid; very long-chain fatty acid biosynthetic process. The transcript has 8 exons.